AUAUUACUGUCACUUCCAGUAUCUUAGCCAGCAGAAUAAUAAACAAACACAUUAGUAAAUAAAUCUACUUAAAGAAAAUUACGGCAUUAAUUAUAUUAUUAAAACGUAUCUUAUUUUCAAAAUAAAUAUAAAUAACAUAUUUAAAUAAAUAAUCGUAUAGUUUGUUUAAAUCCUAAUACGUGUUUGUUAAUAAAUAACUCAGGUAAAAAAAAAAAUAAAUAAAAUAAAAUAAAUGAUCUUGACCGCGUCUCGUGGUGGUUUUAUUUUGUAGGGGACGGCGGACCCGUUUCCGGUCUUCUCGCGUGAUCUCUUGUGUACAUUGACGCCCAGUGAAUCGCGUUUCUGGAGAAAGAUAACGGGUCCUGGCCGAGGAGAAACGAAUUUUUUUUGCGCUGCGCGUCGCAUUUCACUCUCACAUGUCGAGUAUAUUUCGAGCAGCGUUCGUCUGGACCGAGCCUCGUUGAGCCCCGAGCCCGUUACUCGCUACUAAUGGGAGCUCGUUGGUGGUGGUAGUGGCGGUGGUGGUGGUGGUGAUGAUGAUGAUGAUGCAUCAGAGGAAUUAUUAUCCCGGUGUCUUCGUCUGAGAUGGAGCCAGCGACUCUCAAGUGGAGUAGCUUGCUAGCUAGCUAGCGGGAUUCACUGCAGCCGAGCAGACGUGGACUUGGGAUAUCUAAAUGGGUGCAGCGGCACUUUUAUCUCCCCCAGUUUGUUUUGCACCAUUAUUAUCGGACGCUUGCACCUCUGUCCUCCUCAGAUUUGAGACCUUCACCAUGCCUACUAGCAGACACUGCUAACUUAGCGGCUACACGUGACACAGUUUAUCUCGCUCCCACCACUACCACCCCCCCCCCCCCCUCUCCCCCUGUCCGUCCGUGGAUGCUUCAGUGACAUUAAUUGGACGGUGCGUAUCAGGAUGGCACAGCUCUUGGACGGGGCCGGCAAACUGGGCUGGGUUCUCCUCAAGGCUGUGGUCCGUUUCGUGUUUAUGUUCCUCAACAACUGUGUAGCCAUCCCAUCCUACUGCUUGUACCUGCUGCUCCUUCAGCCCCUGAGAAUAUGGGACAGCUCCACUUUCUGGCACAUUGAAGGGGUCAUGUUUAAAUGGUUGCUGUCCAUGGUGUCUUCGUGGGGCUGGGUUGCAGGUUACACAGUAACGGAGUGGGGUGAUGACGUGCGGCCGAUCUCCGAGGAAGAAGCCAUGGUCAUCGUCAACCACCAGUCCACAGGAGACGUGUGCACUCUCAUGAUGUGCCUACAAGACAAGGGCACGGUGGUACAAAAAAUGAUGUGGUUGAUGGACCAUGUGUUCAAAUACACCAACUUCGGCCUAGUGUCCCUCAUCCAUGGGGACUUCUUCAUUAGACAGGGUAAAGCCCACCGAGACAAGCAGCUGGUCUACCUGAAAGAUCACCUAGACAAAUACUACCACAGCCGUGACAGGAAGUGGAUAGUGCUGUUCCCCGAGGGCGGCUUCCUUCGCAAGAGGCGAGAAACCAGUCAGUUGUUUGCCAAGAAGAACUCUCUCCCCCACCUGACCCACGUCACGUUGCCUCGUCUCGGGGCCACACACAUUAUCCUGAAAACCCUGGCGGCCCAGCAGGAGAACGGCAGCGUGGGCAGCGACACCGUGACCCUGAACCAGACAGCUAAUAAACGUAAAGGCCUGCAGUGGGUAAUAGACGUGACCAUAGCGUACCCCAAAGCGAGACCCAUGGACAUCCAGACUUGGAUCUUUGGCUACAGGCCUCCUACAAUCACACAUGUACAUUACAGGAUGUACCCAAUAAAAGAGGUUCCUGUGGAGGCAGAGCCCCUGACUGACUGGCUGUACCAGAGGUUCGUGGAGAAAGAAAGGUUGCUGGCCCACUUCUACGACACAGGAUCAUUCCCUCCUCUAGACGGGCAGAAGGAGGCGGCUUCCCGGCAGAUGACCCUCGACCCCGUGUGGCUGUGCAUCAUCCAGUCGUUCGCGUUCGCCUCCGGCUACAUGUGGUACAACGUCCUCCAGUACCUCUACUGCUGUUUAUUUUGAGCGCGCUGAUGAGGCCGAGAGUCUUUAUCGGACCACUGGAAAAGCCUCAGGAUCAGUUGGUGUGUGGCCCAGCGUCAUACUAGCCCCCCCCCCCGCCCUCCGCCCUCCCCCCCCUCCCCCCUUUACGAUGGAUGAAUGUACAUUUGCAACAGUGGAGAGACUCAACAGGAAACUAAACAAAAAAAAAAAAAAGAUAAAUAAAUAAAAAUAACAUAUGAAGACAAGUACACAAACAAACAGAUUCCAAAAACCAACCAACCAACCAACCAUCCGUUAUUAAACUUGGUCACAGGUAUAGUUAAAUCGCACACAACCCCCAAACGCCACACAACACGCGCUCCAGCGGCCUAGCGAGAAUAAUCUGUCACUCAUCACGACUCACAUUUUGAUGUUUACACGUCCUCAUACUCGUAGACACUCACACGUACAUGACUUUUUAUUCGAAGCUAACGAGGCUCAGGACUCCUCCAGAUGAUGAUGAUGCUCUGGACCGGACUCUCUCUCUCUCUCUCUGUCUUUCUGUCUCUGCCCACCCCCCCUCUUCCCCCCCCCCCCCCCCCCCCCCCCCCCCUCCCUCCCUCCCUCCCUCCCUCCUAUCCUAGGCUUUAGCCGUAGUAGUUUUACAGAAUAUAAAAGUAUGUCUGGACGUGCGUGUGAGCGAAUAUUUGUGACUAGAAGCAUAAUGUCUGCCCUGGUUCUUCUUCUUCUUCUUCUUCUUCUUCUUCUUCUUCUUCCUGGCGAGAGUCGAUGAAGCCCACUGGACCUCUCUUUUUUCAGCCCGCUGGCCCGAGUCAGCCGGCUACACCUUUCAGAGCGAGCGGCCGUAUGGACGUUGCGGCGCGGCCGCUCCUCUGGCCUUCAUUGCACUAAGGAUCCAUACUGCCCUAACUGCUCCCUGGAAAUACUCCUCAACGGUAGCUGUUUUCAUUUCUCCUUUUUUAUUUUUUCUUCCCGCAUAUCUUCACAACAAUGGCCAUUGUAUUUGUUGUCGAUGCGUUUUUUUGUUUUUUCUUUUUGUCGACGUCGUCUGGACUUUUUUCCCCUCCUGUUUUUUUUUGGUUUUUUUGUUGUUUUUUUUUUGUCGAGGCAGUAUUGUGAGAGGAAAAAUAAGGGGAGGGGGGGGGAUCAUGUUUACACUGGUGGCCCUGCUGAAAGCCUAAAGGGAUGGUGGUUUUGAUGCUUUGAUGAAGGAUCCGUGAAGGGAGGAAAAACUUGUUUAAAAAAAAAAAAAAAAGAAAUAAUAAUAAUAAUUAAAGGUGGUAACACAGGGCAGGAUCUGAAGUCUGAUCACCUUUAAAAGUAACUUUCCCCCUUUUUCACCCCGCGCUCUCCACGACACACAUGAGUCUGACUCCAGGAUCAUUUCGUGGGGGGGGGAGGCAGACUGAGGAAGGCAGAGACUCUUAACCCGCCCCCCCUCGCCGCCCCCAUUGGACUACAUAGUUUUACAAAUAUUUAAGCCAUAACGCUUAGUGUCGUCGGGGUGGGGCAGAAAAAAAAAAAAAAAAAAGGUUUUAUAGAAAGCUACCCUUCAGCAUUCUACAAAUAGAGAUUUUGGCUUUACAGAAGUAUAGGUGUCAUUACUGUAAAUUUACAGCAUAACCUGCCUAAGUGAGUGUGUGUGGUUUGUCCUUUGUCCCCCGUCCCCGUCCCCUUCCCUUCCUCCCCAUUUUUGAUAUUUACAAUUCAUGUCGCUCCGUGACGUCAGAGCGCGACGGCGGCAACUUCACCUCCAGUGGUCGGAUUUUUAUUUCAUUUUAGAUCAGCUGUUCUCGUCCUCAUGUCAUGGUAUGUUUAAACCUUGUACAUAACGAAGCUGAGGAAGAGCUGCUGGAAAUGACUGAAGCGUCUCUCUCUGUCUGUCUUUCUCUUUUUUGGUCCGUGAUAAUUUCAAAGAACUUUAUUUUAAAAUAUGAAUGUUUUAAUGAAAAACAAAAAAAAAAGGAAUUAGAAAGCAAGGAUUUUCCUUUCACUUCUCAGUGUUACCCAGUUUUUUUUUUUUUUUUGUGUUGUUGUUGUCGUUUUUUUUUUAUUAUUAUUAUUUAACAUAGCUACUGUACGUCCGCAUGCACAGAGACACACGGGCCCAGUUUCAAACCUUUUUAAAUCAACGGGAUUUAGUAAAAAAAAAAUCUAUCAAGCCUUACUGGACGUCCUGGUUGACUACAAUCUCAAAUACAAUGCUGUUUCUGAGGAAAGUUUCAGGGUGUCGAGCUAAAACUGGGCCAGCGAGGAGCAGGAGGAGGAGGAGGAGGAGGAGGAGGAAGAAAUCACUUCAACGUUCAAUCUCGAAUGUACUCGUGUCGUGGUUUUGAGGUCGGUUAUAUGUAAUUUGCUUAGCCUGCUUUAAUUAUGACAGUUAUAGAGCAGCAGUAAUUAUCAUUGUCAUGAACCAAUGCAUAAAAAAGGUGCAUUGUAGUAGUCGCUGCCCUCUCUCUCUCUCUCUCUCUCUGUGCCACUGUCGGCUGAAAUAAACUGUGUGAAAUGCAAAAAAAAAAUGCAAAAAAAAAAGAAAACAGAAGGAAAAAAAAGGGCUACCUGACUAGGUAGGUCGAAAACGUUUCGAAUCAGGCUGUAAAUGUGUUUCAUCCCGCAGCCCUUUCAGACCCCCGACCCCUCCCUCAUCGUGAGAGUGACUUGAAAUGAAGCUUCAUCGUUUUUCUUUUUUUUUUCACCAUUUAUUUUUUUUUUAUAUUAUUAAUAUUUUCUUUUUUUUUUUUUUUUUGACCAUGUUUCCAAAGAAGGCAGGGAAAUAAUGUUUUCCUAGAUGUGGUUUUAGGAAAUAAACACAAUAGGGAUUUAAACAAAUUAUACUAGAACUGUCUGUAAUUUUUCCAUUUUGUACUUCUCCUUUAAUUCCUAGCUACACAGCCAUUUUACAACACAAAAAUACUUGUGCUGGAAUAAAACAUCAUAAAGAUCCUAA
Mugil cephalus (flathead mullet) is the source of this 4958-nucleotide messenger RNA. It is a transcript of the gene lpgat1, whose product is annotated as lysophosphatidylglycerol acyltransferase 1. Bases 914 to 2032 code for a protein of 372 amino acids. The record is from RefSeq and is a predicted model, not a curated record. The transcript is spliced from 8 exons. Gene Ontology annotation, molecular function: acyltransferase activity. NCBI's taxonomy places the organism in Eukaryota, Metazoa, Chordata, Actinopteri, Mugiliformes, Mugilidae. Gene Ontology annotation, cellular component: endomembrane system.